GUAAGGUAGGUAUGGGGGUCCAGGUCGGGGACCUCUCCAGCCUCUAGGAGUCCAGGUGCAACCCCCCGUCCCGCUGCCGAGACCGAUAUAAUCGUAUUUCUGGGACAGCUAACGGCAAACGGGUCUCGUUGGCAGCUUUUGCUUGACUUGGCCGGUACAAGAGAGAGUGAGGUGAGGUCGGUUAACGGGCGAUGACAUGCCCGACUGGCACAUUCCCGACUUCUUCAAUGGCGCUUGCUGCAAAAAGGUUUCGUUUGUUGACUUUGUUCGUGUAUACCUACCAUCACGGCUGAUCAGUCACCGCCAUUACUCAACCGACUCUGUGUUCCGAGUCCGCGGAGCGAGCUCGAGAUCACCCACGAAAUCUACCCCCCCCCUCUUUCGCCCUUUCUAAUGGGCCUCUUCAACGGCCUGCGCCUCAGCGCGCGACGCCUCCUCCGCUCGCGCGGUCUCCGCAACCUCGUUCUUGUCUUCGCCGUGUACACCUUCCUCGACGCCCUGCGCGUGCAGCGCAUCGUGACGGGGGCACUGCGGCACGAUCCGACCCGGCCGCGGCGCACCGAGCGGGUGUACAUCGCCGGCAUGCACUACAACGACGCGGCUCUGAUUCGGGAACACUGGGCGGGCGCGGUGCUGGCUCUCGUCGACGCACUGGGGCGGGAUAACGUGUUCGUGAGCGUGUACGAGAGUGGGAGCUGGGACGACAGCAAGGCGGCGCUGCGGGCGCUCGACGAGGAGCUCGAGAGGAGAGGGGUGCGGCGGAACAUCGUGCUAGACGACAGAUCGCACCUCGAGGAGGUCGAGGCGGUGCCCGCCGAUGGUGAGGAGAGGGAGGGCUGGAUCCGGACGGCGAGGGGCCGGAGGGAGAUGAGGCGGAUCCCCUUCCUUGCGAGGUUGAGGAACCUGACGCUAAAGGACCUAUGGGCGCGGGGGGAGGAGGGCGAGGUUUUUGACAAGGUGAUAUUCCUCAACGAUGUUGUGUUUACGACCGAAGACGUCCUCGCCCUGCUCGACACCAACAACGGCCUCUACGCCGCGGCGUGCUCGCUUGACUUCUCGCACCCGCCGUCCUACUACGACACGUUCGCGCUGCGGGACUCGGAUGGGCAGGCGCACCUGAUGCAGACGUGGCCGUACUUCCGGUCGCGGCGGAGCAGGGAGGCGAUGACGGCAUACUCGGACGCCGUGCCCGUGCGGAGCUGCUGGAACGGCAUCGUGGCGAUGCCCGCCGCGCCAUUCCUGGCGGCGUCCCGGGAGAAAGGCGGCCGGGGAAGGUUGGCGUUCCGCGCCGUGCCCGACUCGCUGGCCGAGGAGAAGCACCUCGAGGCGAGCGAGUGCUGCCUGAUCCACGUCGACAACCCGCUGUCGGAGAGCCUCGGGGUGUACCUGAACCCGAGGGUGCGGGUCGGGUACUCGCCCGAGGCGUACGCGGCGACGCACCCGGAGCGCGACAGCUGGCUCUCGGUCUGGAGGAUCAUCGUCGGAGGCUGGGAGGCCGGUAUCAGGCGGUGGCUCACGAGCGACGCCAUCAAGGAGUGGGUCGUCAAGAGGAGGAUAAGGGAGUGGGAGGCCGAGGGGGAGGGGAGGCGGGAGAGGGGGGUCGAAUGUCUGAUCAACGAGGGUCAGGUCCUCGUGUACAACGGGUGGGCGCACGUGUGACGAGAUCGGAUGAAAGAUACCGUCUUCUUCUAGAUGUGUGUACGGGUAUACGUGUAAAAGUUGAGAUGGAAAACGUUAACCUUGGAUUACAAUGUAGCGCUUGUUGAUACACGUUGCCCCCUCCCA
Messenger RNA from Colletotrichum destructivum, 1785 nucleotides. Its product is annotated as Putative mannosyltransferase 1, CMT1. The transcript is spliced from 2 exons. The coding region runs from base 394 to 1659 and encodes 421 amino acids. The record is from RefSeq and is a predicted model, not a curated record. NCBI's taxonomy places the organism in Eukaryota, Fungi, Ascomycota, Sordariomycetes, Glomerellales, Glomerellaceae.